Molecule: messenger RNA, 2997 nt
Organism: Camelus dromedarius (Arabian camel)
Lineage: Eukaryota; Metazoa; Chordata; Mammalia; Artiodactyla; Camelidae
Product: free fatty acid receptor 2
Exons: 1
Coding region: 1-996 (331 amino acids)
Biological process (GO): G protein-coupled receptor signaling pathway; cellular response to fatty acid
Cellular component (GO): plasma membrane
Molecular function (GO): G protein-coupled receptor activity
Source: RefSeq, a predicted model, not a curated record
AUGCCCAACUUGCACAACUCCUUGAUCCUCGCAGCCUAUAUUGUCAUCUUCUUCAUCGGUCUCCCUGCCAACCUCCUGGCCCUGCGGGCCUUCGUGGGGCGGGUCCGCCAGCCUGACCCUGCCCCCAUCCACAUCCUCCUGCUCAGCCUGACGCUGGCGGACCUCCUGCUGCUGCUGCUGCUGCCCUUUAAGAUCAUCGAGGCGGCGUCUGACUUCCGCUGGUAUCUGCCCAAGCUGGUCUGCGCCCUCAUGGGCUUCGGCUUCUACAGCAGCACCUACUGCAGCACGUGGCUGCUGGCGGGCAUCAGCCUGGAGCGCUACCUGGGAGUGGCCUUCCCCGUGCGGUACAAGCUGUCCCGCCGGCCCCUGUACGGGGUCAUUGCUGUGCUGGUCGCCUGGACCUUGUCGUUUGGUCACUGCACCGUCGUGAUCGUCGUUCAGUACUUGAACUCAACCCAGAGGGCCACAGAUGUGAGCGAGACUACCUGCUAUGUGAACUUCACCCGAGAGCAGCUGCGCCUGGUGCUUCCCGUGCGGCUGGAGCUGUGCCUCGUCCUCUUCUUCAUCCCCAUGGUGGUCACCAUCUUCUGCUACUGGCGCUUUGUGUGGAUCAUGCUCACCCAGCCCCACGUGGGGGCCCAGAGGCGGCGCCGAGCGGUGGGGCUGGCUGUCGUUUCGCUCCUUAAUUUCCUGGUGUGCUUCGGGCCCUAUAACAUCUCCCACCUGGUGGGGUUUCACACGAAGGAAAGCCCCAAAUGGCGGGCGGAAGCUGUGGUAUUCAGUUCCCUCAAUGCCGGUCUGGACCCUCUGCUUUUCUAUUUCUCUUCUUCGGUCGUGCGCAGGACCUUUGGGAAAGGGCUGCAGGCACUGCGGCAUCAGGGCUCCUCCCUGCUGGGAUGCAGAGGCAGGCAGACAGCGGAGGUGGCGGUGGCGAAUGGGGACAGGGGUGUGAGUCAAGCAGAAGGAGGGCCAAGUUCUGACUUCACCACGGACUAGGGAUGUCCCUGGAUGAGUUGAGCAGGACAGGAGAGGGAGAGCGUGAGGGUUCCUGUCUCAGAUUCAGGAAUCCUCAGACCCAAUCUGAUGCUGGGACUGUCAAAAUCUGUCUCACUGGUUUGGUAUCCCUUCCUGUCUGAAUUUUCCUUCCCAAAGGAACACAGCUCCAUGACUAAAGAAGAAAAUGGUUGGGCCUAGAAGCACUAUCAGACCAGAGUUUCAGAAGCAAUGUAGGUAAUACAAAUUCAGUCCUUGUGAGGUGGUCAGGAACUGAAGGAGAGAGUUCUAACGCAAUCUUUUGAAACACCACCCACACACUGGCCUAGCCGUUGGUGCUGGAAAGAAGCCAAUGGGAAACAGAUGGAAGAGAAAUAGAAAAUGAGGUCAAAGAAGAUGUAGGAAGGUUGUGAACCAAGGGGACUAGGAGAGAGGACUGGGGCUCAGACCUCUAAUGAUCUAGGUGUGGACGGUGUCCAUCUGACCCGCUGCUUUGUAAGUAUGAUCCAGUCGUCACCGUGUGUGUGUGUGUGUUUUGUCUCCCCCAUUAAUCUGGGAGCCACCUGAGGUCUGGGUCUUAUCUUCUCCCUCCAUGGCGCCACCCACAGGUCAGAAUCCAGCUUGGCACCCAUCAGUUAGAGGUCAACACUGACUAGCACAGGAAAAGACAGUCUGGGGUGGCAGAUUGAAAAUAAAGAUUAUAAAACUCUGAAGAGAGCGUCCACAAUUUUUGUAACAUUUUUGCAAGCACAAGGAGGGCAAAAAUGGGAUAGAGAACCAGACCCAGCAGCAAAGGGAGAGGACGGUGCAUCUGAAACCACAGAAAUAUGUUAAGAUAAAGACGUGGGGUAAGUGAGUCAUGGAGUGAGUACUGAUGGACUCCUGUUUAGACUGAUGAAUAGAGACUGGACUCAGAAAGAGGAUGAGGUGAGUCCUGGCUCAAAGCUAUCAAUGUAUCACAGGGGCUUAAAACAUUUUACCUUCCCACUUAGAAACCUGCAGAGUUUUCCUAUCAUCAAAAGUUUUCCUCCCAAGAACUCAAAUCGUAUCAUCUCACUGCCUGCUUUGUAUCCUCUCCUCCUUCCCAGUUCCACCUGCCUAACUCAUUUCUCCGCAGUAAGCACCCCUCGACCGCACUCUCUACUUAGCAGGCCCUCCAGCACCUACCCUAGUGGUUUGCACCAGAGGCUACACAUCAGAAUAUCACACAGACGUAAAAAAAUAAUACAGAUGGCCACCCUAACCCUACUGACUUGGAAUCUCUGAGGGUGCCGCCCAGCAGAUGAGCUUUAAAAAGCAGCCCACGUGAUUAUGCUAGGCAGCUGAGGUCAGGAAUCACCAGCCUAGUUCAGGGGCCCAAACUGUCCAAGGAAUUAUUCUUCAGAGACCUUCCCUGCUUGUAAUCCCCCCUCACCUAAACCCCACAUGGCUCCAUCUUCCGAUUGCUUACUUUUUCCCCUCUUGCAAAACGCCACUCAAUAGUCACUUUCUCCAGAAAGGCUUCCUUCCUUACUCCCACUCAACCGAGAGCUCAUUUUCUGUUUCCCUUCCUCAAAACAACACCGGACUGGUGUCUUAAGAGCUCUGAGUUCAGUGUUGAUUACUAACUGGAUGACCUUGAGCAAGUCACAACCUCCAGCCUCCAUUUCCAAACCAAACUAAUGAGGAUACUGCAUGCCUCUCAGGGUUAUUCUGAGAAGUCAAAUGAGACUGCAUAGAUUAAAUUGCUGAGAAAUUACAGUGGUAUUUAGCUGUAAGAUAUCAACCCAUCUGAACACAGACGUACUCCCACUUAAAAGAAACGUAGUAAGUAGAAAUUUUAAAUAAUGGAAAUAACAUACUAGAUGGUCAACUACAUAGGAUGGUUUGACAGUAAUGUAUAAAAAAAAAUCUGUGAUUUUCAGCUGACUGUGAGCUUCCUAUGCAUCUGUGAUAUAUUACACCUUCCCCCCAAAAAAGCUGAUUUGAUUUUGGGGGGCAUUAAAAGAAACAGAGUGCAAACAA